AGGCCAAGUGUCAUUCAAUGGUGGCAUGCAUUGCCACAGAAGUAGCCGGCAACAAUGGUCCUCCAAUUUCCAUCAUAUAUACGUUCCCAUUUCCAUUCUCUCUCUCUUGCCAAACAGACCAAAGGAGGAGGUUGAUAGAUGCAACCGCUUCUUCCUCCUCCUCAUUGAAGCUCUGGUGGGUUCCCCCUCUUUCUCUCUUACCAUCAGCCAAAGGAGGAAGUGGAAGCAGCGCUUGUUUCUUCUUCCUCAUUGCACCACCCCUCUGGCUGAUGUUAAGAUAAAGUAUCACAAGAAGCUGCUAGGAUGGCUGUCAGCUAUAAAUAUUGGAAUGAAUGCAUUGACCCGUUGGACAUGGAAGCACUAUGGAAUCUUCCUAAUGUGAGUGCUGAAUGGGAAGAUGCAGGUGAGACCAGAGGGCAGAAAGUUCACCUCUCACGUGAUCCUGAUGGACAGGUUUUUUUGACACAGACUGAGAUGAAGGCUGUGGCUGAGAUGAUCGUUCGCAGGCAUUUUGCUGGAAAGAUAGACCCUGAUAUGCUUUGUGCUAUUGCUGAACUUGAAAGUGAUAGACAGCCCCUUGCUCGGCGGUAUGACAAAAAAUCCAAGGCCACUCACCUAGGGAUCAUGCAAAUUUUACCAAAAACUGCUGAUUGGCUAGCUAGUGAGAAGGGUCACGGGGCAUAUCAAUUGAACGGGAAUGAACUUCUCCUGUUCAGGCCUUUCGAAAAUAUAUAUUUUGGUGCUGCUUAUCUAAUUUGGUUAUCAAGCUUUGAACAGAAAGAAAGAAGUGAAGAAUUUGUAGUUAGGGCAUAUAAAGGAGGUACCAAAAAGGCAACUCACAAAUCAACUUUGAAGUAUUGGCAACGGUAUCUUUCUGUCAAAGAAUCUCUUCCAUCCAGAAAAAGUCUUGAAGGUCGUCGAUCUGUGGAAGAGGUUUCUGCUUCGCUUGCCCUUGCUAAGGCUGGUUCAUCGCAAAACUCAGGUGGUACAUACACAUAUUGGGACUCCGUAGCUUCUCCAGAAGACAUGGCGGACAUGUGGAAUCAUCCGGUAGUCUCUAAAGAGUGGACUCUAACUGGAGAGAAACAGGGCAAUGUGCGCUUCUCCCAAGAUGAUAAAAACAGACCUUAUCUUUCUCGGAUGGAACUGAAGGCUGUGGCAGAAAUCAUAUGCAUCAAGCACUUCAGCACAAAGCCACUUAAAGUUUCAGUUCUUUGUGGUCUAGCAGAGAUAAUAAGCAUGCGAUUCCUUAGUGGUGUCGGACCACGUCCUGGUAUAAUGGGAAUCGACUAUUCUACAGCUGUAUGGCUUUACAGGCAUAUGGGCUUUAGGGCAUAUAGAAUCAAUUCUGCUGAUGAUCUUUCCAAGCCAUUUUUGUCAAUGUACUUUGGUGCAGCCUAUUUAGUAUGGUUAGUGGAAUGUGAAGGAAGGUUACAACCUCCACAGUAUGUUAUUAAAGCUUAUAUCUAUGGGCCAAAGAAUGUGAAUCUUCAGGAUACAGGUCCUGAGUAUCUCAAGUUUGAGGAAGCCAUUAGCUACUAUGAAGAUACAAAGCGGAAUCCUAGGGAUCAAGGGAGCUGCACUGUGAUGUAACCUGACAAGCCACCCUGCCUACUUUGAUUCUCAAUUCAUUGCACUGAACCAUAUCAAGUGAAAUUAUUCUUAAGAAGUGAAAUGAAUCGACUGAAAGCUGCCAGUGAAUCGUGUUAUAGAUUAAAUUUUGUGAUCAUUCUUCUUCUUUUUAAGGCGAGAUAUGGGGAUGCUGGUAGUCGAUGUCUGUUUUCUUAAAGCAUAUAGUUCUACAGCAUUUGACAUAGGUUGAGUCACAAUUGCUUUAAAUGGCAGUCAAAGACAACACCCUGAUCUCAAAGAUAAUUAGGGGUACACUGAAAUAAGGUGUUGUAAUUUGA
Messenger RNA from Argentina anserina (silverweed cinquefoil), 1910 nucleotides. RefSeq lists its product as uncharacterized. The coding region runs from base 304 to 1593 and encodes 429 amino acids. The record is from RefSeq and is a predicted model, not a curated record. NCBI's taxonomy places the organism in Eukaryota, Viridiplantae, Streptophyta, Magnoliopsida, Rosales, Rosaceae. The transcript is spliced from 13 exons.